This is a messenger RNA of Emericellopsis cladophorae, 759 nucleotides long. RefSeq lists its product as uncharacterized. The record is from RefSeq and is a predicted model, not a curated record. The transcript has a single exon. Lineage: Eukaryota; Fungi; Ascomycota; Sordariomycetes; Hypocreales; Bionectriaceae. The coding region runs from base 1 to 759 and encodes 252 amino acids.
AUGUCCCUCAUCAGCAUCUUCAUCGGCCUCUGUCUGGCUACAGGCACUUCGGCGGAGAGCCCCACAACCAAGGUCUCGCCUACACCAUCCUCUACUACAGUUGCUGCGGCGCCAACCGGUUUUGGCGGCUUCGCGCCGUGCCCUCCCGGCGUUCUUUGCCCCAUCCUGCCCCGCGACCAAGUCCGUCGUCAAGCCGUCGUCACGGUCGUCGAUGAAGAUUGCGUCGAGGACCACAUGUCGUCCGCACUGCCUAUCGUCCCCGAAUCCACACAGACAGUUACCGUCUGCCCGCCUGAAGGCUGCGGUCAAGAAACGACAGUCGCGCCCGCGGAGGCCAGCCCCCAGCCUGCGCAACAGCGCGUUGGUUUGUGCCCUCCGGAAGAGUGCCCCGAGUGCUCUCCCGACGUCUGCCAGCCCUGCACUGCGUCUGGCGAUUGCCCUUCCUGUGAUGGCGGAGCGGAAGCCGGCUGCCUCCCCAUCUGCCCAGACUACUGCCCUCCAGCCCCGGAGGCUCCUCAGACGACCGCAUUCUCUACUCCCCUGCCAGUGGUGCCGACACCUACAUUUAUGCCCACCUUCACGACCAGUGCAUUUAUCCCCGAACCCGUGGAGACUGAGACCGAGCCUGCCAGCGACGUUGGCUUCGAGCAGGGCGUUGCCAGUGCCAUUCCCUCUGCUGCUGCCGACAGGCGAGCACACCCCGCCCCUGGGGUCUACAUGGGCAUGGCGGCUGUCUUUGUCGCCAUCAACUGUAUGUAA